AUGAACGCAUUAUUGUCUACGACACUGACUCUAGACACUAUGGCGCCCUUCGCAACAGGAACAGAUACACCACAUCCCGUCAAUGGCAGUCCCAAGAUCGAGGCCAAUGCCUCCGACAUCACUGUUCUAUCUUCUUCACGAGCAGUUGUUGAGGACAGACUCACGGCUGCAACAAUUGUCGUUUCAACCAUAACAGGCAAGAUCACCUCAAUCUUCCAUUCCGUCCUGCCGGAAUCGUCCUUCCCGCCUGGUACACCAUACAACGAUUACAGCCCACACGUCUUAUUACCAGGUCUUGUCGAUGCACAUGUCCACCUCAACGAGCCGGGCAGGACAGAGUGGGAAGGUUUCUGGACCGGCACGAGGGCAGCGGCCUUUGGUGGAGUCACAACGGUGGUCGAUAUGCCAUUGAAUGCUAUCCCACCAACAACGACCGUUGCCGGACUGAAAGAGAAGAUCGCAGCCGCGCAAGGGAAGUGCUGGGUGGAUGUUGGAUUUUAUGGCGGGAUCAUACCGGGCAACACAGAAGAGCUGAAGCCACUGGUCAAGGAAGGUGUGAGAGGGUUCAAGGGCUUUCUGAUCGAUAGUGGGGUCGAGGAGUUCCCGGCUGUGUCCUCGAUAGAUGUUGCGAAGGCAUUCUUAGUUCUUGCCGACGAGCCUACGACCGUCAUGUUCCACGCUGAGAUGAUACCGCCUAUAUCUGCAUCGGUGGGAGACGACGUGCAGUGGUCACUACCACCACUCGAGCCAACUGGUCCAUUGGAUAGAUAUCAGACCUUUCUGGACUCUCGACCUGCCUCGUUCGAGACAUACGCCAUACUACAGAUUCUGAGUCUAGCACACCUCGCUCCGAGGCUACCGCUGCACAUUGUACACUUGUCUGCCAUCGAAGCCAUACCAAUGCUGCGGGCAGCCAGAGAACUAGGUGUGAAGAUCACUGCAGAGACGUGCUUCCACUACUUGAGCUUGGCGGCCGAGCAGAUCAAGGAGGGCGAUACACGGCAUAAGUGCUGCCCGCCCAUCCGAGACCAGGCUAACCAGGAUGGGUUGUGGGAUGAGAUGCUGGAUGUGAAGGAUAGCGUGAUCAAGACUGUAGUCUCGGAUCAUUCUCCAUGCACGCCAAAUCUCAAGCUUCUGCCAGCUCAUGUCCCAGGUGCACAAGAGUCGCCGAAAGCAAGCUGCGCGCCGAGAGCUGGGAAGGGUGACUUCUUUGGCGCAUGGGGUGGUAUCUCCUCCGUAGGCCUUGGGAUCAGUAUCCUCUGGACCGAGUCCAUGCGACGAUCCUUGGAUGUUGAUGAGACUCUGCUCAAUAUCUCCCGAUGGUGCUGUGUCAAUACCGCUAGGCAAGUAGGUCUGGAGGACAAGAAAGGAGCUUUGAAGGUAGGCAUGGAUGGUGACAUAGCGAUCUUUGACGACGAGGCUGCAUUUGAGGUUCAGAGCAGUACGAUGCUGUUCAGGAACAAGUGCUCGCCGUAUCAAGGCAAGACACUGCGAGGUGUUGUGCGAGAGACAUGGUUGCGAGGACGAAGAGUACAUUCCAGAGUUGGCGGGUUCGUCGAGAAGGGUGGACCCAGCGGUCACUUAUUGCUCGAGCCUCGGGUAAAGGCGUAG
Messenger RNA from Recurvomyces mirabilis, 1611 nucleotides. RefSeq names its product Allantoinase (gene DAL1). Gene Ontology annotation, molecular function: cobalt ion binding; allantoinase activity; zinc ion binding. The record is from RefSeq and is a predicted model, not a curated record. Gene Ontology annotation, biological process: purine nucleobase catabolic process; allantoin catabolic process. Bases 1 to 1611 code for a protein of 536 amino acids. The transcript has 2 exons. Gene Ontology annotation, cellular component: cytoplasm. NCBI's taxonomy places the organism in Eukaryota, Fungi, Ascomycota, Dothideomycetes, Mycosphaerellales, Teratosphaeriaceae.